AUAAUGAAGAUAAUUCGAAUGAUGGGACCCAGCCAUCCAAAAGGAGGCGAACGGGCUCAGGAGAUAGCUCUAGGAGCUGUGAGACUUCAAGUCAGGAUCUCAGUUUUAGCUACUAUCCAGCAGAGAAUCUGAUUGAGUACAAGUGGCCGCCUGACGAGACAGGAGAGUACUAUAUGCUGCAAGAACAAGUCAGCGAGUACUUGGGUGUGACUUCCUUCAAACGAAAAUACCCAGAUUUAGAGCGACGAGACUUGUCUCACAAGGAGAAACUCUACCUGAGAGAGUUAAAUGUCAUCACGGAGACGCAGUGCACCCUGGGUCUGACAGCCUUGCGCAGUGAUGAGGUGAUUGACUUAAUGAUAAAAGAGUAUCCAGCCAAGCAUGCAGAGUACUCUGUCAUCCUGCAGGAGAAGGAGCGCCAGCGGAUCACAGACCACUACAAGGAGUACUCUCAAAUGCAGCAGCAAAAUACCCAGAAGGUCGAAGCCAGCAAAGUGCCUGAGUACAUCAAGAAGGCUGCCAGAAAGGCUGCAGAGUUCAACAGUAACCUCAACCGGGAGCGCAUGGAGGAGAGAAGAGCCUACUUUGACUUGCAGACACACGUCAUCCAGGUGCCUCAAGGGAAAUACAGAGUGUUGCCCACAGAGCGGACCAAGGUCAGCUCCUAUCCUGUGGCUCUUAUCCCAGGACAGUUCCAGGAGUAUUACAAAAGGUACUCACCCGAUGAGCUGCGGUAUUUGCCGUUGAAUACUGCACUGUACGAGCCGCCUCUGGACCCUGAGCUCCCUGCUCUGGAGAGUGAUGGUGACUCAGAUGAUGUUGAGGAUAGGCGUGGUGAUGAGAAGUACCGGAGCAGAGGCGCUUCGGACAGCUCCUCCGGGGAUGCAUCUGACGGCGAGGGCUCUCCCAAUGGCCCCGAGGACUCCCCACAGGGAAGACCCAAGUCUAAAGAUAAAGCUGCUACGCCAAGGAAAGAUGGUUCCAAACGUUCUAUACUGUCCAAAUCAGUGCCCGGGUACAAGCCAAAGGUCAUUCCAAAUGCUAUAUGUGGAAUUUGUCUGAAGGGUAAGGAGUCCAACAAGAAAGGAAAGGCUGAAUCACUUAUACACUGCUCCCAGUGUGACAACAGUGGCCAUCCUUCUUGCCUGGAUAUGACUAUGGAGCUUGUUUCUAUAAUUAAGACCUACCCAUGGCAGUGUAUGGAAUGUAAAACAUGCAUUAUAUGUGGACAACCCCACCAUGAAGAAGAAAUGAUGUUCUGUGAUGUGUGUGACAGAGGUUACCAUACCUUCUGUGUGGGUCUCGGUGCUAUUCCAUCAGGUCGCUGGAUUUGUGACUGUUGUCAGCGUGCUCCCCCAACGCCCCGGAAAGUGGGCAGAAGGGGGAAAAACAGCAAAGAGGGAUAAAAUGGGUUUGACUCCAGUACUGUAAAAUCCAUUUAUGCAAACUAUUUGGUGCCAACUUAUUUACACUGAUUUUUAUGCCAAUAAAACCUUUCUUUU
This is a messenger RNA of Elephantulus edwardii (Cape elephant shrew), 1502 nucleotides long. RefSeq names its product PHD finger protein 10 (gene PHF10). NCBI's taxonomy places the organism in Eukaryota, Metazoa, Chordata, Mammalia, Macroscelidea, Macroscelididae. Bases 174 to 1406 code for a protein of 410 amino acids. Gene Ontology annotation, cellular component: npBAF complex. The record is from RefSeq and is a predicted model, not a curated record. The transcript is spliced from 11 exons.